GCCUGUUUGGGAUCCAUUUCCUGCCUCCCUUCCCCACAUUAAUGUCCCUCUGAAGGGCUCCCAGGGCGGGCUGCACAGAGCAGGGUCCCUUGGCCUUCCCAGUGUCCAUGGCUACCCCAGAGACCUUCUCAGGGGCGCUGUCCAGGGUCUGCUCCCUACCUGGCCCAUUCCCUUGUGUCUGCUCACUUACCUACAGGAAUUACCUAUGACCUCCCCACCUCGACUCACAGGGGCCUAGCUCUCCACCCACACCCCUCCCCAGGAAAGCUUCCUCUCAGUCUACACUUCCCUGCUGAAAUGUCCCAAUGGGCCCAUUGCCCAACCGGAAUAAAGUUUAACCACUCACUUUCCCUUACAGAAGCUUUCGUUGACUCCCCACCUGCACGGACCUUUGACUUGGGUCUGCUCAUAAGUAAAGAAUUAAUUGUCCAGUUUCUUAUUUUCCACCUCUUUACCUGGAUAGUUGCUCUGGGGAUCAGAUGCUACAUUGUCCAGCCCAGGGGCUGGCAUAGAGUAGGCACUCAGGUAAAGAGCAAUGAAGAAGGCUUCAGGUUCAUGGAGAGUCUGAGUCACAGCUUCCGUGAUGUUCACCUCUGGUGGAUGGGGCCCUUCUACCCACUUCUGCGGUUCGUCCACCCCAAGUUCGUUGCCCCCCUGCUCCAGGCCCCAGCCACCAUCGUGCCCAGGGACAAGUUUUUCUACAGCUUUCUGAGGCCCUGGCUGGGGGAUGGGCUCCUGCUGACUGCUGGUGACAAGUGGAGCCACCACCGUCAUUUGCUGACGCCUGCCUUCCACUUUGAAAUCUUGAAAUCCUAUGUGAAGAUUUUCAACAAAAGUGCAGACAUCAUGCACGCCAAGUGGAAGCGCCUAGUCUCAGAGGGCAGCACCCGAUUGGACAUGUUUGAGCACAUCAGCCUCAUGACCCUGGACAGUCUGCAGAAAUGUGUCUUCAGUUUUGACAGCAAUUGCCAGGAGAGCGCCAGUGAAUAUAUCGCUGCCAUCUUGGAGCUCAGUGCCCUUGUGGUGAAACGGCAGAGGCAGAUCUUCCUGCACCCGGACUUGCUGUACUACCUCACCCCUGAUGGGCGGCGCUUCCGCAGGGCUUGUGACCUGGUGCACAACUUCACAGAUGCCAUCAUCCAGGAGCGGCGCUGCUCCCUCAUUACUGAGGGCUCCCAUGACUUCCUCAAGGCUAAGGCUAAGGCCAAGACUUUGGACUUCAUUGAUGUGCUCCUGCUGGCCAAGGAUGAAGAUGGGAAGGAACUGUCCCAUGAGGAUAUCCGAGCUGAAGCUGACACCUUCAUGUUUGGGGGCCAUGACACCACGGCCAGUGGUCUCUCCUGGGUCCUGUACAACCUUGCGAAGCACCCAGAGUAUCAGGAGCGCUGUCGGCAGGAGGUGCAAGAGCUCCUGAGGGACCGUGAGCCUAAAGAGAUUGAAUGGGACGACCUGGCCCAGUUGCCUUUCCUGACCAUGUGCAUCAAGGAGAGUCUGCGGUUGCACCCCCCGGUCACAGUCGUCUCCCGCUGCUGUACCCAGGACAUCGUGCUCCCAGAUGGCAGGGUCAUCCCCAAAGGUGUUGUCUGCCUUGUUAGUAUUUUCGGGAUCCACCACAAUCCAUCCGUGUGGCCAGACCCUGAGGUAUACAAUCCUUUCCGCUUUGACCCAGAAAACAUCAAGGAAAGGUCUUCCCUGGCUUUUAUUCCCUUCUCCGCGGGGCCCAGGAACUGCUUGGGGCAGACGUUCGCCCUGACGGAGAUAAAGGUGGUCCUGGCGCUCACGCUGCUGCGCUUUCGGGUCCUGCCCGACAAGGAGGAGCCUCGCAGGAAGUGGGAGCUCAUCCUGCGCGCCGAGGGCGGGCUUUGGCUGCGGGUGGAGCCGCUGAGCGCGGGCCCCCAGUGACCCGCCAGCUCCCCCUGGCUUGGGAUCCACCCCGACCCUACACACGCCCCCUGGCGGAUUCCCAGGACUAGAACUGGGUGGUCUCCUCUGCCGGGGCGCCACUGACAGCCUGCAGGGGGCGCUGGGAACCAGGGCGAGGGCCAGGGCGAGGGGUGGGGUGGAGGGGAGGCUGGUGUGUGAGCUCAAGACCCUGACAGCCUUUCCGGCUGAUCACGCCCCCCCGCCCCCCCACCCGCCAUGCUGAUUGCGGGUUCUCCCACAGCCCAAUAAGGGCUUUUAUCCUGUAGGCAAUAGGGUGGCAUGGGAGGAGUUUGAGUAGGAGAGGGACCACCAUUAAGGACUGACUGAGGGGCAUGUUUGAAGCUCUGGGUCACAGUGGAGAACCCAUAGUGGCACUACUCUCUGGCCACUCUGACCUCUGUUCCUAUCUAAUAUACCCAAACUUUUCUUACCCCAGAAUCCUUCACUAUGUUUCCAUGGUCACUAUGUUCACUGAAACAUAAAUGCUUUCUCCUGUG
Messenger RNA from Leopardus geoffroyi (Geoffroy's cat), 2420 nucleotides. RefSeq names its product cytochrome P450 4F6-like. Gene Ontology annotation, molecular function: monooxygenase activity; oxidoreductase activity, acting on paired donors, with incorporation or reduction of molecular oxygen; iron ion binding. Lineage: Eukaryota; Metazoa; Chordata; Mammalia; Carnivora; Felidae. The coding region runs from base 298 to 1902 and encodes 534 amino acids. The transcript is spliced from 12 exons. The record is from RefSeq and is a predicted model, not a curated record.